This is a messenger RNA of Ananas comosus (pineapple), 2012 nucleotides long. Its product is annotated as pyruvate kinase, cytosolic isozyme-like. Gene Ontology annotation, molecular function: magnesium ion binding; pyruvate kinase activity; potassium ion binding. The coding region runs from base 267 to 1799 and encodes 510 amino acids. Gene Ontology annotation, cellular component: cytoplasm. The transcript has 3 exons. Gene Ontology annotation, biological process: glycolytic process. Lineage: Eukaryota; Viridiplantae; Streptophyta; Magnoliopsida; Poales; Bromeliaceae. The record is from RefSeq and is a predicted model, not a curated record.
GAAAGGAAAGUGCAAACACACCAUCGACUUCACGAUACCACAGCGACAGCGGGAGAAACUUCGCUCCGAUCCCGCAUCGUUGACCCCACGAAUCGAUCCAUUAGGGUUUCCGAUCCUCUUCGUUUCGAUCGAUCUCAAGGUAUCUACUCUCAAUUUCGGAAAGAGUGGGAUCGAUCUUAGGGUAUCUACUCCCAAUUUCGGGGAGUGGUAGUUGGAUUUUGGGGGGGAGGUGGGGCGGGGGUUGAAAUUUUAGGGUUUAGAUAGAAAUGGCGAGCAUCGACAUCGAGGGGAUAUUGAAGGGGAUCCCAGAGGAUGGUAGGGUUCCGAAGACGAAGAUCGUGUGCACGCUGGGGCCUUCGUCGAGGUCGGUGGCGAUGCUGGAGAAGCUGCUGAGGGCGGGGAUGAACGUUGCGCGCUUCAACUUCUCCCAUGGCACCCACGAGUAUCACCAGGAGACGCUCGACAACCUCGGCAUCGCGAUGCACAACACCGGGAUCCUCUGCGCCGUCAUGCUCGAUACAAAGGGCCCUGAGAUCCGAACCGGUUUUCUAAAGGAUGGAAAACCUAUCAAGCUAAAGGAGGGCCAAGAAAUCACCAUUACCACUGAUUAUGGUUUCAAAGGAGAUGAGAAUACAAUUGCUAUGAGUUACAAGAAGCUCCCUGUUGAUCUGAAGCCCGGAAAUGUCAUAUUGUGUUCCGACGGUACCAUAACCCUAACCGUCCUGUCAUGUGACCCUGAUGCUGGAACUGUAAAAUGCCGCUGCGAGAACACUGCAAUGCUAGGUGAGCGAAAGAACGUCAAUCUUCCUGGAGUUGUGGUUGAUCUCCCGACUCUCACUGAGAAAGAUAAGGAAGACAUUAUGGGAUGGGGCGUUCCGAACAAUAUUGAUGUGAUCGCGCUCUCGUUUGUGCGUAAAGGCUCGGAUCUUGUUACGGUCCGGGAGGUUCUUGGACCAUAUGCAAAGCGCAUAAAGUUGAUGUCAAAGGUUGAGAACCAAGAGGGUGUUAUAAAUUUUGACGAGAUUCUAAAAGAGACUGACUCUUUCAUGGUCGCUAGAGGCGACCUUGGAAUGGAGAUACCUGUGGAGAAAAUCUUCCUCGCGCAGAAGAUGAUGAUCUACAAAUGCAACCUCGCGGGCAAGCCCGUUGUUACUGCCACCCAGAUGCUCGAGUCGAUGAUCAAAUCCCCUCGUCCAACCCGUGCUGAGGCCACCGAUGUCGCCAAUGCCGUCCUCGACGGUACCGACUGCGUUAUGCUCAGCGGCGAAAGUGCAGCAGGUGCUUACCCUGAACAGGCGGUCAAGAUCAUGGCCCGGAUCUGCAUCGAGGCGGAGUCCUCCCUCGACUAUGACACCAUCUUCAAGGAGAUGAUAAGGUCCACCCCUCUUCCAAUGAGUCCUCUUGAGAGCCUGGCAUCCUCGGCAGUGCAGACCGCAAAACAGGCAAAUGCCACGCUGAUUGUCGUAUUGACGCGCGGCGGGACCACAGCGAAGUUGGUUGCAAAGUACCGCCCUCGGGUUCCAAUCCUGUCAGUGGUAGUACCUGUGCUGACCACCGAUUCAUUCGAUUGGCAUGUCAGUGAUGAGACACCAGCAAGGCAUAGCCUGAUUCAUAGGGGACUUAUCCCACUAUUGGCGGAAGGAUCUGCAAAAGCAACGGAUUCAGAGUCGACGGAGGGGAUCUUACAAGCUGCACUCCGGUUGGCCGUGGAAAGGCGGCUGUGCAAGCCUCGCGAUGCGGUUGUUGCGCUGCACCGCAUUGGUAUUGCUUCGGUUAUAAAAAUUCACAUUGUGAAAUGAUCGCUAAGGGUGUGGAAGCAUUAUAGGUGUUGUGCUUUGUUGCUUAACACUUGCACUUCUUCCCUUUUUUCUAUACUAUUGUUUAAUAUUCAGUUAAGGCGAUAUCAAUGGUACUUUUUGACAAUAAUCACUUGAUGCAGAUUCAAAAUUCUGUAAACUUUUCAAGUCACUACCCGUAAUUUAUUCGGUUGGUGUUAACAUUUUUAGUUCCAA